Molecule: messenger RNA, 1195 nt
Organism: Ceraceosorus guamensis
Lineage: Eukaryota; Fungi; Basidiomycota; Exobasidiomycetes; Ceraceosorales; Ceraceosoraceae
Product: EF-hand
Exons: 9
Coding region: 163-972 (269 amino acids)
Molecular function (GO): calcium ion binding
Source: RefSeq, a predicted model, not a curated record
CUUGCUCGGCAGGGAGGUACGACAAGGUAGAGGAGUCGCUGCGCUGCUCUUUCUCACCAUCAUUCCUAUGCAUGGCUCGAAUCUGGGAUCAAGCCAGACUUUGCGACACUUUACGGAUUGUCGCGACCACACGUAUCAUCACUUAACCAACAGUCGGCGAGCAUGUCCCAACAAUAUUCCUACGGAGGUGGAGGUGGAUACGGCGGAGGGGGAGGUGGAGGUGGUGGUGGUUAUGGUGCUCCACCGCCUCAUCAAGGAGGCUACGGGGGUCAGCAACAGCAAGGCUACGGAGCCCCUCCUCCUCAGCAGCAGUAUGGUGGAGGCGCGCAGGGAGGUCGUCCGGGUGGAGGUUAUCCACCUGCAGGAUCAGGCUAUCCUCCUCAGCGCGCACAAGUCUACAAUCGUCACACUGGUCCUCCUCCUGGUGCGGACCCUCAGCUCUGGGGCUGGUUCACUUCGUGUGAUAGGGACGGUAGCGGCCAGAUUGACGCCCGAGAGCUUUCGGCGGCUCUCGUCAAUGGAGAUUGGAGUCCGUUUCAAGAGUCGACCGUCAAGAUGCUCAUGAACCUGUUCGAUGUGGACCGCAGUGGUCACAUUAGCUUUGCGGAGUUCGCGGGUCUUUGGAAGUACAUCCAGGACUGGCAAGGCGUGUUCCGGCACUUUGAUGCAGAUCGAUCCGGAAGCAUCGACUCUGCUGAGCUCUCCCGCGCGCUGACCCAAUUCGGCUACAACCUAUCUCCCGGUCUACUGCACCUCGUCACAUCCAAAUACAUCCAACUCGACUCUCCCAAACAAGGUGCUCUGCCUUCCAGACCCGGUGCAAACGCUGGCAUCAACUUUGACGGUUUUUGCAGAGCUUGCGUCGGCAUCAAGUCUGCUACCGAGUCCUUCCAAAAGUUUGACACGCAACGCAACGGAACAGCCACGCUUCACUACGAGGACUUUAUGCGCAUCCUCUUGAGCGCUCCUUGAUACGUGUGCGGACAAGCGACAUCUGCAGGGGCAGCAGCCUGACGGCGCAUCGCCUAUACUUGUGCAAUAAACUCCCCUUCCCAACAAAGUCGUGCCAUUCUGACCCAAGGAAUGUGACGUGGACAGUUGCCUCUGUAGCCGUUUUUUUUGACUGAACGGAUGGGGGGGGGAAAUGAACCCGACUUGCAAUCACGAAAUGCUACGAUACAACCAGACGCGCUUU